Tetrahymena thermophila SB210 is the source of this 1464-nucleotide messenger RNA. RefSeq lists its product as hypothetical. The transcript has a single exon. NCBI's taxonomy places the organism in Eukaryota, Ciliophora, Oligohymenophorea, Hymenostomatida, Tetrahymenidae. The record is from RefSeq and is a predicted model, not a curated record.
AUGAAAUUUUUUGAUAAGAGUUAUGAUUAAAAAUUAUUAGGGAGAUGUUCUUUUUAUGAUUACAAAUAUAUAAUUGAGUAUAUGUAGAGUAAAUUAUUUCAUAGUCUGUAUUUAUAUUUAUUAAUUUGCAUAAUAAGUAAGUAGCGCAAUUAAAAACUUUUUAUUAAACAUUCAUUCUAACAAUCAUUUUCCAGAUUAAAUAAUUAAUUAAAACAAAUUUUUAUAUUUAAUAAAUUAUUAUCUAAGUAAAGGUAGAACACCUAAAAAGAGUUAAAAGAGCUAGUUUAUUCUUACAAUUUUCACUUCAAGAUCUAACAGCUUAGCAAAUAGAGAUUCCAAAUAAAUUAUAAAUUAGUUUAAAUAGAAAUUACCAUUUAGAUUUAAAUGUCUACUCAUUUAAGAUAAUAUAUGAAAGAAAAUUAACAAGGAAAUGGAUCUCCUGUUGGAAGCAGCAGGAAAAAUGAAAACUCUUAUGCUAAUGAGUAUGCAAAUACUCUUUAGCCUGCAUAAAAUCCAAUGAAUGGAAACGUUUACUCUUAAUAGUACUAGGCUUAGCCUUCUAACUCUACUUAAGGGUCAUUUGUUAAAUAAAAUUCCCCUUAAUUAGGAGUCAAGCAGAAUAGCCAUCCAGGACACAGCCAAUCUGGCUCUUAAAAUAUUUAUAGCAGUUAAACUAACAAUCAUAUGUAAUCUCAUUCAGCUGCAAAAAGAUAAAAUUCUCAGAGCUCUCUCGAUGGACCCUAAAAUCAAUCACGUCGUUUUUCUCUUUUUUCAAAAAGUUCUUUUGCUACUUCAACAAGUUUUCUUUUCCGUACAAGUGGAUUUCACUAAAAGAAUAAUAAAAGUGUGCCUAAAGUUGAUAUUUGUAACAUUUUUAAGAAAAAGGCAUAUCUUUAUCUAGAUGAGGCCCUUGCAAAUACAUUCGAUGACUUGUUAGAUAAAGGAUACACCAUAGUAAAUGCAAAAAAAGAAGAAAGAGAUAUUAUGAAAGAGCAAGAAGAAGCAAUGAAAGAAGAAGCUCAAUUGCUAGAAAAAGAAAUAGUGCCAUUAAUUAAUGCAUCAACCAAAGUUCAAGAACAAAUCAUAUACUAAUAGCAGCUUAGUGAAAAAUAUCAAUCUGAAAUAGAUUCACUUUGUAAAGAACUGGAUGAACUCAAAGAUCUAAUCGAAAAGCGUAGUGAAGAAAUUUAAAAUAACCAUGAUGACUUAACAAAUGCAAUCAAACAAGCUGAACUAAUGAAUAACGAAAUAAGAGCUUAAAUAAAUAUAAACAAAGCUAAUCAUAGACAGUUAACAAAUCAACUAGAAAAGGCUAAAAAAUAAAAAGAAUAAGAAUAAUCAUAGCUUGUUAUUUAACUUAAUGAAUACAAAAAGUAAUAUGAAGAAAAGAAGCUUUCUUAAGCAGAUAAGUUGCGUAAAAUGGAGAAUAAAUCAAAAAUGUACUUAGGUAUUCUAAAGCAUUGA